AGACGGGCAAAACACGGAAGUACGGCUGAGCAGGACCAGACAGCAGCCACUGUCUACGCCACGUAGCUCUGCGAAUCUGGACUUCUUGAAAGUGUCUCACUGCAAUUUAUCACCUAUUGUUGCUUUGCUGAUUAAAUAUAUGCAUGCAUACAUGUAUGCACUUUUCACAUAUCCGACCGUGAGCCUCAGGGGAUCAUAAACGAUCAAUAAAUGGAGGGAAACAGACAGGUUGUCCUAGCCACUGAGACGUAUGGCUCUGGAGAGUCUUGGGAGUAUGUGGCUCAGGACGGAGCGAUGGAGAGGAGGAGGGACGGCCGCGACGGGGCGUCCGGAGGAGGGAACUAUGUGAUCGGCGUGUUUAAAAGUGUGUUCCUGCCUCAAGGCUACCCGGAGAGCGUCAGUGCAGACUACCUGCAGUAUCAGUUCUGGGAUACAGUGCAGGCGUUUGCCAGCUCCCUGUCUGGGACCCUGGCAACUCAAGCCUCGCUAAGAGGAGUGGGUGUGGGGAACCAAGAGGCCACCGUCGCCGCUGCCACGAUCACCUGGUUACUAAGAGAUGGAACUGGGAUGCUGGGAAGAAUCCUGUUUGCCUGGCGGAAAGGGACUAAGCUGGACUCUGAGGCCAAAAUAUGGAGGCUCUUCGCAGACGUGCUCAACGACUUUGCAAUGUUCAUGGAAAUCAUUGCUCCAAACUUUCCGGCCUCCUUCACAUUGAUUGUGUGCACUGCGGGAAUAUUCAAGUCGAUCGUGGGCGUGGCCGGGGGGGCGACCAGAGCUGCUCUGACUGUUCAUCAGGCCCGCAGAGACAACAUGGCCGACAUCUCUGCUAAAGACGGCAGCCAGGAGACAUUGGUCAAUCUGGCCGGACUCCUGAUCAGUUUGGUAUUAAUUCCCCUGGUCACCGACAAUCCUGCCCUGACCCUCAGCCUCUUCUUCCUCUUCACCGCGCUCCACCUCUUCGCCAACUACAAGGCCGUGCGCUCCGUUGUCAUGGAGACCUUCAACGAGGCGCGGCUGUCCAUCGUGCUGCAGCAGUACCUGAGGGACGGGCGGGUCCUCAGCCCGGCGGACGCCAACCGCCAGGAGCCCGUGUUCCUGGACUUCAGGAGAACGGCGUCCAUCAAGUAUGGGGUCCGGCUGAAAGACGUCGCCCAAAGCCAGGAGGAGCUCCAGCUGGCCCUGAAGAACAACAGCAAGCCGUACCUCCUGGGGUUGAAAAACGGCUGCGUUUCUGUGUGUUUGGCUCCACAAGUGUCGGUGUGUGACCAGCUCCGCGCGGCGAGCCAGGCCCUUUCUCUCCGGAGCCUGCUGCAGCUCUCCCCCGCGGAGGAGAGCGACGCUCCCAAGAAGCUUCUGACGUUAAAAAGCCCAUGUCCUUGGGAAAUGGUUUGCAACAGCCACUCGCUAAUGGACCGGAUGUUUGAGGCGUUUCUUAAGGGUGUUGAGUCGGCUGGAUGGCAAACACAUCGUACUCUGCUGGACUGGGAUGAGUGGAGGGUGCAAUGGAAAUCGAAGACCAACUAAGUGUUGAUUUAUGUACUUUUACGUUUUCAACGUUCAUUCUCAAUUUCAAAAAUAUCCUUUCUGUAACUUUUAAUUUUGUACAAAUAAAAUGCAAAUCAUA
This is a messenger RNA of Gadus macrocephalus (Pacific cod), 1624 nucleotides long. It is a transcript of the gene rusf1, whose product is annotated as RUS family member 1. The record is from RefSeq and is a predicted model, not a curated record. Lineage: Eukaryota; Metazoa; Chordata; Actinopteri; Gadiformes; Gadidae. Bases 211 to 1524 code for a protein of 437 amino acids. The transcript is spliced from 14 exons.